Molecule: messenger RNA, 1233 nt
Organism: Fulvia fulva
Lineage: Eukaryota; Fungi; Ascomycota; Dothideomycetes; Mycosphaerellales; Mycosphaerellaceae
Exons: 1
Coding region: 1-1233 (410 amino acids)
Source: RefSeq, a predicted model, not a curated record
AUGGCUAUGGUGCCCGCUCAGCGACCUGGCUCAGAUAUGGGACCACCGAGGAAGAAGCAACGUACAGAACCUGAGCCCGAGCCAGCGAUCCUGAGCCGCGAGAUGGACGAUCUGGAGACGUCUCUCGAGCUAGACCACAUGAUACUCGACUACCUGCUCUACCAUGCCAUAGACACAUGCCUUCGAAGUCGAGAGCAUCAGCAGUCCGAUGAGCACGUCGAGCGAGCCCUACUUCAAGUGGACGAAUUCGUCGCCCUAUUCAAGAGGCGGUAUGGCAAAUACAACUUCGAUGCCGAAAUGCGCUUCCGACAGCAGCUGCUACAGCUCGUCACCCUCUUCACACAGCGCUCCACACAGAACUCCACUACACCUUCGAAGCAGGCGCUCGAGGCGCUUCGCGAGCGCAACAAAGAGCGAGCCAGGCAGUGGAUUGGCACGCCAUCUCGCAUACCUUCCGCUGAAUUCGAUGCUGCAGCCUUCGAGACCGAGCUCCCCCUGCCUGUAGAGACCCUUGAAGGCAACCGAGCAAGACUUUUGGCGACACUGGACAUACCUGCGGAGGACGAUCUCUACGACGACGCGUUCUAUGGUACUGGAGCGGCAGUCAGCCUACUGGAUCUGCUACCGAUGUUCAUGGGAGUGUCUGCGCAAUGUAACGCGCUAUACGACAGCAAUAUGAAGGAGCCUCUCAUGCAGCUUGCAGCGACAUGGAUGCUGCAGGCUUGCUUAGAGCAGUACUGCGUCUUCGGAGCGAGUGGGACCGACGCGAUCGACGAAGCCUUCGCAUGGGGCUAUAAGUCGGGUGAACAAAAUGAUCCGAGAUCUCCGCAACGACGGCGGACAGAAGAGCGCGCCGCGAAAGCUCUCGGAGCAACACAGCAGUGCGGUGUAACGGACUCAGCAGCGCACCUCAUCAACAGCAUGUUCGAACGCGAGUCCGGCGGCGAGGUAGAUGGUUGGCAGGAUAUCAGAGAGGCAGCGCUCGAAGAGCUACUUCCAGAUCACAUAGGCACUAGCAGACGUGUCGCCGCGCACCUGAAGCGCAAAGCGGAAGCGCAUUCGUACGCACGCGCUGAAGAGGGCUUUUUCGACUACUUCAGAGCUCUCUCACAGUGCAUACCGUUGCCGAUCCUUGUGCAACUUGAACGCGGCCAAUUAGAAGGCAUGACUGUGCAAGAGACGGAAGAGUUCAUCAAAGGUUGUGGGAUGGGGAUCAUGGAGUUGUUGGCAUAG